AUGGAUUCAGACUCGGAAUCGUACGAGAAAACAGGAGGAAACCCCCCAAAAGACAUCCUUGAGCCCGCCGUACUCCUUUUGUCAGGUCAAACUGUCAUCGCUGAGGCUGCGACUUCAGCCCCACUUUACCAAAUAAACAGUGACAUCCGAUCAAUCUCGAACAAGGACUCGUCCGUGGCGUUCGAAAGAGUCGAGAACGAUGUAUCAGAGAUCGAGGAGAGCGUCACUUCUGGAACACUGCGAAAGCGACAUCUGUUCUAUCUUGCACAUCCUGCGAAUGCGCGAUACCGAACCGACAUACCUGCUAGGUACUACAUCACUUCUGCGGUAUCCGAGAUGGUAGGCAAUAUUCGCCUCGAGAUUUCCGAGGCCCGGUUGCAAAAGACGUCUUUCAAGGCGAUGUUAAGCGCGAAAAAAACCGCCUCAGAUAACCCAUUAUUCCAUGAGGGCACAAAACAACUCCGGUUGUUUGAUAUCCAACCAAAUUGGAAAGUAGGUCGCAAUUGCUAUAAGUGGAGCGAUUCCAAUGGCAGGCAGGUGGCUAUUGAAGAAAAGGAGGAUGACAGAUAUAAAUUAUCCGUCACGACAAGUAUGUCGCAGGAGUUGAGGGAUGCAUUGGUCGCUACGUGGCUGCUGAGGCUGUGGCACGACACGGCCGAGAGUAAACAAGCUAAAAGAGAAUUCUUUGAAAGCAUGGCUUCGCCAGAAGCGUAUAAGGAAAGCAUGGAUCCAUAUAUGCCAAGGCAGUGCAUUAUGAUGUGA
Penicillium concentricum is the source of this 762-nucleotide messenger RNA. RefSeq lists its product as uncharacterized. The record is from RefSeq and is a predicted model, not a curated record. NCBI's taxonomy places the organism in Eukaryota, Fungi, Ascomycota, Eurotiomycetes, Eurotiales, Aspergillaceae. The transcript is spliced from 2 exons. The coding region runs from base 1 to 762 and encodes 253 amino acids.